UGGACAGAGGCCCAAUGUCCAACAUCAACUGAUCACUAACCGUUUCCCAGGGCUUCCCUCCUUUCCAGAACCCUCCAACCCAGGGUGAGAACGCCGGAAUCAAUGGAAACUCCGGAGAUCUCACAGGGAUGUGGGAGGCAAUCCAUAAAAUCCAGGAAGCGCAGGACAGCAUUGUCAAAGCGUUUGAGUCCACUUCCACGGUGGUGAAAGCGCUGAAAGACAGUAAUGAGCGCACCCUGCGCAGCGUUGCCUCCCACUCCACGCGAAUCCAGGCCAUGGAAAAUGGCAUGGAGAGGACUCCGUCGAGCCCUGCUAUGGCAGUGAACGAACAAAAAGCGAGAGCACUCCUCGAGGGGCCAUCCAAGGCCCAGACAUCGAUGACCCUGUUCGGUUCCCCAAAGAAGGCGAAUAAUGACCGCCUCUCCUUGCUCUCCACCGAUACUGUCAAUCGAAUGAUGAAGGAGAUGGCUGAACGAGUUGCCGCCCUUGAGCGGGAAAACGGUCAGAUGAUGAACGACAUGCGGAAACUGAAAGAGGAAUUUACCCACGACUUACGCCUUCUGAGGAAGGACGGGGACUGGGUAUGUAACAAGGUGAAGGAUUUAGCCGAUCGUCUCUAUACAGUCGAGGGAGACUGUACGCAGCUUUGGCGCAAGACGCAGGGUCUUGAGCUUCGCGGUGACACCAGCGGCAAUUACCCAGCAUGUUACGGCAGCGAACAUGGCCUUUUUAAAAACAAGAUUCACAAUCUUGAGGCUCGGUGCGAUUCUCUCAAGAAGAAGCUGGGGGAUUUUGAAGGCAGGCUGAAUUGGCUGCAUGUUCCUAGCAAGCCGAUAAUCGCUGUAGGAGAGCAUGAAUCUGAUCCUGCAAUCCGCCAGGCCUUGAAGGAUAUUACUACUCCACGAGAGGACCUGGCCGAUAUUGGCACCGCUCGUCUGCCCAUGAGCGUGACUGGAAGCGAAGUUUCUAGUAUCCGCUCGGCAUUAGCUGAGACUCGGACGAAGGCGAUUCAGGACCAAGUCUCCAACAAGGCUGCCAUUUGCAAUCUGGUACAAAGCGUCGGAUUGCUUUGGGAGGUGAUGAUGUCAAUUGACACUUCCCAUACGCUGCAGGGAAAGAAGCACAGGCUCGAUGUGAGUGCCCUCCCCUAAUGAAGACCUUGACCAUGUUAUCCCGAACUGCUCCGCUGGACGCCACGAGCACACAUCUUUGAAGACCUGCGAGCACACUCGCUAACACGAUUGCAGGUUCAACAAGCCAACACCCAUGCUUGGAAGAGCAACCUUCUCAACGCGAUCCCGAAAG
Messenger RNA from Eremomyces bilateralis CBS 781.70, 1305 nucleotides. RefSeq lists its product as uncharacterized. NCBI's taxonomy places the organism in Eukaryota, Fungi, Ascomycota, Dothideomycetes, Eremomycetales, Eremomycetaceae. The coding region runs from base 129 to 1151 and encodes 340 amino acids. The record is from RefSeq and is a predicted model, not a curated record. The transcript has a single exon.